GGUGCUUCCGUUUCUCCGUCAGCAUGGGCGGCGCGAACAUACCUGCACCGUCGUCCACUUUCGGUCCCCAUUCUUGCUCUUUCUGCCAAAAGCUGCCAGGCCGCUGCCUUGGUCAGGAGUGCGCAUACUUGUCUUGGUUGAUUGCAAGUUACGACUGUAAGAAGCAGGCGGGUCCGUUCCGUUGCGGCUCUUGCAUCUUCACGGCGCGUCGACCAGACAGCAUCUUGGCAGCAGGCUUUUGAGCCGUUUUAAAGUUCGAGCUACCCUUUCUACUUAACAGGUUGCGAAAAUGGCCGCCGCUGCCGAGCAGAAGUCUAGCCCUCUGUCGAAGUCCGUGUUCACGGAGCUUUACACGAGUGGAAUCAGUGUUGCUUGCGCCAACACUGCGACGAACCCUCUCGAUGUGGUCAAGGUCCGUCUGCAGCUCGCCCGCAACCAGCUGGCUACUGGGCAAAAGCCUCCCGGCAUGGUAGCAACUGGCUUGGGCGUGAUCAAGAACGAGGGUGUCCUGGCCCUGUGGAGUGGCCUUGGACCAUCUCUGGCUCGUGGCAUCUUCUUUGGCGGUGCUCGCCUGGGCUUGUACACACCCAUUAAGUUCCUCAUUUGCGGCGACAACGCCAAGCCUUCCUUCGAGAUGAAGGUGCUGUCGGGCUCGCUGAGCGGUGGCCUGGCUGCGGCCGUGACCUCACCCAUUGAGCUGAUCAAGACUCGUCUGCAGGCGGCGGGCAAGGACCCCAACGCCCAGAAGUCGAGCAUGGGCGUCAUCCGCGCUGUCGUUGCUGCUGAUGGCGUUGCCGGCCUGUGGAAGGGCGCCAUGCCCGGCCUGAUCCGCUCGGCCAUCCUGACGGCGGCUCAGUGCGCCACCUACGAUGAGGUCAAGCGCGUUGUCCGGCAGACGACCGGGUGGGGUGACGGUGUGUCGCUGCACCUGUCGAGCUCUAUGAUUGCCGGUCUGGUCACCACGACCAUCACGAACCCCAUUGAUGUGAUCAAGACCCGCAUGUUCGUUGGUGGCAAGACCUACAGCGGCCCGAUUGCUUGCGCCGCCCACGUGAUGAAGUCUGACGGUCUGAUUGGGUUCAUGAAGGGUUGGUCUGCUAGCUAUGCUCGCCUGGGCCCCCACACCGUCAUUAUGUUCCUGACUGCCGAGCGCCUGCGCAAGUACGCCGGUCUGCAGAGCCUGUAAGCAAGCACCGCUGCCUGCUGGCAUGAUGGUUGGCGCAGCGUUACUGUGACACUCGGACCGGCUUGGUUAGAAUGCGGGGAGUCGCUGCGGGGCUUACCAACAUGGGAGCUUAGAUGUGCUUGACUAGGAAUGUGCGGCGGUAUAUGGGGUGUUGAUACCGCCAUUUCCACCUUUUUAAGCGGUGGGAUGUUGACGGAAAUGAACUGUAGUACUCUUCGGGUGCUUUUCGCUGUGGCCGUGGUGCUGCGGUGAUGACGUCUUGCAUAGUGUGGUGCUAGCGUUGGGCGCGGCGCCUGCGCCUGUGUCUUGUACCGUUUACUUUGGCAGGUUUUGCAACGGAUAGAACGCGGAAGUGUGACAUGUCUUGUGGUCAGCUGCACGGUGGAUGUGUUCAGCUGGCCUGUAUUAUUUGGCUUGGGAGCGUGAUCCCUCCGUGCCAGAAAUUGCACUGCGCGUUUGAAUGUCCUGCUUGCCCUGUUCUGUUGCUUGUGCACGAUAUUUAAAUCCGCGCACGCCGUUCAUAGCUUUCAACCGGAUUUGUGGGAACAUGUCCCAUGCAGACGGCGGUUGCGUGAAUGCUUUCCAUGUGUGUCUGAUCACCGCUUUUGGGCUUGGUUAUUGCUCCCUGGGCGCGUGAGGUGCGCCAUAGGAAGCUAAAUGUUUCGCUGGUUGGCGGUAAUAAUCUGAACAUUAGGGUAGCCAGUCCCCUGCGGUCUGUCAGGGUAAUUAUUGCGCCCAGUGGUUCAGGCUGGUGGAAGAGAAGAUUAGGUUUUUUUUAUCAAGGACUGUCGCAGGGAGCAGUAUAGGGCGGUUAACACCCUAAGGACAUUUGCCUAGGGUGAGCUUAAACCUCCAUGCAAUAAUACUGUCCCA
Messenger RNA from Astrephomene gubernaculifera, 2059 nucleotides. Lineage: Eukaryota; Viridiplantae; Chlorophyta; Chlorophyceae; Chlamydomonadales; Astrephomenaceae. The record is from the annotation of a GenBank genome assembly.